Molecule: messenger RNA, 411 nt
Organism: Akanthomyces muscarius
Lineage: Eukaryota; Fungi; Ascomycota; Sordariomycetes; Hypocreales; Cordycipitaceae
Exons: 2
Coding region: 1-411 (136 amino acids)
Source: RefSeq, a predicted model, not a curated record
AUGCGUGUCUCGCAAUUCUUCGUCGCCGCCAGCCUGGCCAUCGCCGUCAGCGCUGGCAUCCCCGGCUCCGGCGACGGCUCGACCCCGACGUCUCUCGACCUCGUCUCCUCGCCGUCCUCGCUGCCGGUAGCUACCGCCGUCGGUGUCCACGGCAGCUCAGAGCAGCCCGCGUCCAGCAGCAAUGCCACCGUCGUCGCCUCGUCGCAUUCGCUCCAAUCGGCUGCUGGCGCAUCCAACCACUCCUCGACGCUCACUGCAGCGCAAUCAACAGCCAGUGCUGACGCGACCUCACACGCCAAUGCCACCAGCUCGAAACCUGCCGAUGCCACCGGCGGUGCCAUCCUGCCCCAAAUGCAGGGCUCCAUGGCCGGCCUCUUGGGCUUCUGCAUCAUGAGCCUCAUGCUGCUCUAG